UAUCAAAACACCCUUCACGGGCCCUCUUCAAAAUGAUUAUUACUCACAGUAAGGCAAACGGCAUAGCGUAGACGAUAGUGAUAGUGUAAAUACCGUGAAAAUGCUUAAGUUGUUGUUGAUUAUCGGUGUUGUUUUGUUUGUAUUAUCAGGUCAGGGCUCAGAAGCCGCGGACUGCUGUGGAAGUUACACGGACAUUUCCGGAAAAGAACAUAAAGCAGAACUAUGUCCGGAUUACUGUUGCAUAAGACUAGGCAUUGAAUAUAAAGAAUGCUGCGACGAUUCCAGCAGGCAGAUACCUGCGACUAAGAACCAAAAUGAAGAUUGCGUUAAAGACUGGCUAAGUCAGCAUAUAUGGGUACCGAUUGUUUGUGGCAUUGUGGGAUUGCUGAUUAUCAUCGGUAUUGUCGUCUGCUGCUGUUGCUGCUGUGCUUGUUGCAAACGAUAAGUGCAGAGGAUACGUGUCAAAAAAUAAAAUAAGCCACGUCACGACAAAACCAACAUAAUGCGUUUGCGACCAGCAUGGAUCCAGACCAAUCCGCGCAGUCUGAUCAGGAUCCAUGCUGUUCGCUUACCAACUCUAUUACAAGUAGAGAAACUGAUAGCGAACAGUAUGGAUCCUGAUCAGACUGCGCGGAUGCGCAGGCUGGUCUGGAUCCAUGCUGGUCGCAAACCCAAUAUGUGUGUUUUGUCAUGACACAGCUCAAAUACUGUUUAUAAAGAUCUGCAACAGAACUGCUGACAAUAGAUUUUCUCAUAUGCCUUACAUGUAAACAUUCCUAAAUUUGCCGAAGAAGUGAAUGAUUUUUGGUGCACUUUAAUGACGCUGAGCCAUUUUUAUAUAUUUAUAUUAUAUAGAUUAUCUGAACAAAUGACAUGACAGAGACUAAACUCAAUGGAUAUUGUAUGCAUUGUGUUUAUAUUAUAUUGUGGUGGGAAAUUGUUUUAUUAUUUUAUGGUUGAAUAUCGUGUAGUCAUAUAUAUAAGUAGUUUUAUUAAAUUGUAAUAAUAGACUA
This is a messenger RNA of Ruditapes philippinarum (Manila clam), 1013 nucleotides long. RefSeq lists its product as uncharacterized. Bases 101 to 445 code for a protein of 114 amino acids. The record is from RefSeq and is a predicted model, not a curated record. NCBI's taxonomy places the organism in Eukaryota, Metazoa, Mollusca, Bivalvia, Venerida, Veneridae. The transcript has 3 exons.